AUGUAUUCUCUAGGCGUCGAAGGGGACGAAACUCUGCCGGUCCAGCAGGCGUUUGUCUCUUCGGCCAGCAUGGAGGGCUACAACAGAGCCCCUACAGGGCAGAACAGUACGGGACCGCAAGGAAGUGGUUCUUUUGACUUCGGAGAGCAGCUGACGAAGCAGCUGACCCGAUCCAUCAAUGAAAACCUGCGUCCCCCGGCUAACUUUGACGAGACUCCGCGAGGCGAGAAUCACAGCCCGUUCAUUUAUUUUUUCACAUCCGCUCUACUCCGAACCGGAUCGUGUCUUCAGGCGGCUUGCCUGCUUCUCAUGUGCCUCUUCUACGUCGGCUUCGGCGGAGGCGGGCUGUUUGUUUUCGAUGAGUUCGCUGGACCUGAAUCCGUGCGUAUGUCCGACGCCUUCCACCUUAUCACGGCGAUACUGAUGAUCGGGUACCUCAUAGGCACAUUCGCCAUUGCACUCUUCCAACUGUUCGUCGCGGAUUCCAGCAAGUGGACUCGCGGUUUCCGAUCGGGUUCGAAGACGAUUUCUUGUGCGGUGACGUUGGAUGUCGUCUCGGGAUGCCUCCGGGUGACGCAGUACAUCCACGCGUAUUUCUUCUCCAGUGUUCAGUGGUGGGCCAAGUACCAGAGAACCCAGUCCGACUGGGGCCUCUACCAUUUCUCCAGCACCUUGCAUGCCUUUGCCCUCGUCACGUACGGUGUUGGCUUUUUUCUGAUGGAAAGCUACCAUGACCAAGGCACCUACGAGGAAUAUGCGUGGAGCAUGCUGGGUCUUUACACAACUGCAGGUCUGGCAGAGCUUUUCAUGGUGUACACCGGAUACGGGGCAUUUUUCACUCUUCUCUUGGUGGCCGCCCUCAUGGUUACAGUGAGCUGGGCUUUCCAGUUUGAACCACUACUGGAAAAAUGGUCCCCCGAUCUUCACUCCCGCAACUUGAAUGAGAACAUGCUUCCUUUCGACAAGGUCGGAAAUAAAUCGGAAACAUCGGGCCCCUACACCCACCAGGCUACUAUGGGAACCGCUGCAUAUGGAAGCGGACGAUGCCUGACCGGGGAGUUUCGCGUUGAAGAAAUGCCCAGCAUGCAGCGGAGCGCUAGCGUCUUAGGCAGGCAGCAGACGGGAGGCAUUAGCGAGUCCGCUGCUGUGGGCGUACCUCUCUCUACUUUUUCUACCUCUAUGCCAGGGGCCAAUGAUAUGCCCACAACCUAUGACUACUCAACUCUGCAGCAGCAAAUUGCCACCAGUGGGCUUGAACCGGGACUUGUGCGCAGCUUAUGAUCGCAGCAGUUCCAGUGUAUAAACUUGCAGUGAUAUAUGAAGCAUAUCUUUCUUUUACACAGCGGCUGAUGCGGAGGAACGUAACGAGGAUUCGAAUGCUCAAGGACAAGGGUCUCACAUAUACCGUGGUUAAGGGACUUUGUUGUUUUAUUGUGAAUUUUUGUAGGGCUCAGCUAUAUCGUGGUUAAGGGAUUUCGUUGUUUUUUUAUGGUUUUCUGUGGGGGGUGGGGGUGGGGGUCGUAGCCACAGCAGCAAAUAUUUGACGCUCAGUUUCGCUCAAUCUAGCAAACAUCCUGACGCGGAAAGACUGACCUGAACGAAACCGGGGCGCUCGCACACUGUUUGUGCGGCUGCUGCAGAUGUGCAAUAAGCGAUGGUCGUCUGUGAUUUGUGUCUGAUGGAUGUCGACAAAGUGCAAACUUCCAGAGCCCUUUCGAAAGUAUAAUGUGUCUCUCAAUUCA
This is a messenger RNA of Toxoplasma gondii ME49, 1742 nucleotides long. It is a transcript of the gene GAPM2B, whose product is annotated as glideosome-associated protein with multiple-membrane spans GAPM2B. The transcript has 3 exons. The record is from RefSeq and is a predicted model, not a curated record. Bases 1 to 1281 code for a protein of 426 amino acids. Lineage: Eukaryota; Apicomplexa; Conoidasida; Eucoccidiorida; Sarcocystidae.